UUUCUCCUUCACUGUGCCCCGCUGCUCCGAACAGCGCCGUCAGACUCUGCACGCUCCGCCCCACAAAUAAAGACAUGGCAGAGAAAGGAGCGGGGUGCGAGGUCCAGCAGGACGAGGCAGGAAAAGGCAAACAGGUGGUGAACAAAGGCCACUGUGGGACAUGUCAGCACCGCACACCCAAGGGACAUGGCACAAUGGCCGUCCCUCCUGCAUACACAGACUUGGGGAAAUCUGCCAAAGACAUCUUCAACAAGGGCUUCGGAUAUGGAGUUCUCAAGCUGGACGUUAAGACCAAGACCCAGAGUGGUGUUAUGGAGUUUGCCACCUCCGGCUCCAACAACACCGACACGGGGAAGUCGGGAGGUCACCUGGAGACCAAGUACAAAGUGAAUGAUCUGGGCCUCAACUUCAACCAGAAAUGGAACACAGACAACACUCUCACCACGGAGAUCACCAUGGAGGACCAGCUGGCUAAAGGCCUGAAGCUCGGUCUAGACGCAUCAUUUGUGCCCAACACCGGCAAGAAGAGUGCCAAGCUGAAGUCCGGCUACAAACGGGACUUUGUAAAUGCGGGCUGUGACCUGGACUUCGACAUGGCCAGUCCCACCGUCCACGCAGCCGCCGUGCUGGGCUACGAGGGCUGGCUGGCGGGCUACCAGUUGGCUUUCGACACGGCCAAAUCCAAAUUGACCCAGAACAACUUCGCCCUCGGAUACAAGGCCGGUGACUUCCAGCUUCACACCAACGUAAAUGAUGGCACGGAGUUCGGUGGCUCCAUUUACCAAAAGGUGAACAGCAACUUGGAGACAGCGGUCCACCUGGCCUGGACGGCUGGCAGCAACAACACACGCUUUGGAAUCGGAGCCAAAUACCAGCUGGAUAAGGACGCCUCCCUGUCUACCAAAGUCAACAACGCUUGUCUCGUUGGAGUUGGAUACACACAGACCCUCAGACCAGGAGUGAAGCUCACCCUCUCGGGUCUGCUCGACGGGAAGAACGUGAACGGCGGCGGGCACAAAGUCGGCUUGGGUUUCGAGCUGGAGGCGUAGAGAGGUCAGCGGGAGGACGGACACCAAGGGAGAAGGAAAGCAACACGGGACAAGAAAGAAAGAGCCCAAAUGUGAAAACGCAGCAGAGGUCCACUCAGCGACCACGUCAACACAUUGUCUUACACACGCGCACACGCACGCGCACACGCACACACACACAUUCGUUGGCCUUAUCCCUAAAACCCCAAGCCAGUCUCCAAAACCUCCGGUACUGUAGUUUUAAAAGAAUCAAGCAAUAUUUUUGUGAUGGUUACUUUUCAAUUUGACAUCAUUAAAAAAAGCUCUCACAGGCAACCUUUGAGCACAUCUCACCAGAACACAACAGAAGAACAGACUCGUGUGCUGCUUACGACAAAGUGCUUUUAAAAAGAGCAUUUGUGUCUGAAACAUGUUUUCUUUCCGAAGUAAAAUUUGAAGCACCUUGUAGUUUUUGACUGUGUGGUCAGAAUGUUUUUGUUCAGAUAUACUUUGGGUUUUAGACAUGUAUAUGAUUAUUAGAGGACACUUGUUUUCGGUAUAUUGUGGUUUUGUUGCAUGCUUUCGAGGCUAGAGACAUGGGUUUGUUUUUCGACUUUUCAUUGUCGCAUAACAGAUGCAAUAAAAGUUGGGGAGGAUCGAGCAGAAAAGACGAAGAGCGGCGGAUCCUUCUCGGAUUCAGUCAGCUGAUUCCACCCUUUGACCUCUGUAACGCGGUUUUAAUCUGUGGACCUUCAGCUGCCUAAAUGUCGGUUUUUCAGGUCCUUUUUUGGCGAAAUUGCCGACAAUAAUUUGAGACUCUGCGAACCCUCUUCGUCCUGUCUUGUGUCCUGUACCUCUUCGACCUUUACCACUACAUUUCACUUUCUGUACUGUGCUUUGUGUAGGAGUUAGUCAACAAUUAGGACCUCAAACCGAUUUUAUUGAAUUAAUGAAUAAAGAACGUUAAACACUA
Molecule: messenger RNA, 1980 nt
Organism: Anarrhichthys ocellatus (wolf-eel)
Lineage: Eukaryota; Metazoa; Chordata; Actinopteri; Perciformes; Anarhichadidae
Gene: vdac3
Product: voltage-dependent anion channel 3
Exons: 11
Coding region: 75-1049 (324 amino acids)
Biological process (GO): monoatomic anion transmembrane transport
Cellular component (GO): mitochondrial outer membrane
Molecular function (GO): voltage-gated monoatomic anion channel activity
Source: RefSeq, a predicted model, not a curated record